This is a messenger RNA of Brienomyrus brachyistius, 3793 nucleotides long. Its product is annotated as B-cell receptor CD22-like. NCBI's taxonomy places the organism in Eukaryota, Metazoa, Chordata, Actinopteri, Osteoglossiformes, Mormyridae. The transcript has 9 exons. Bases 560 to 1927 code for a protein of 455 amino acids. The record is from RefSeq and is a predicted model, not a curated record.
GGAGUGGACAAAUAUCUUGUGGUAGCAUUUAUCAAAUCAAGGAAGUUAAAAUGAACAUGCUUUGGCUCAACAGUGUCUGUAUUAUAAUUACUUUUAACUGAUAGUUUUUUUAUCCCCAUACCUGCUCAUUCAGAAUGAUAACCUUCUUUGCGAUCCCUUUUGGGUCUUGAAACAGCAGAGAUACAUUUUCAUGUUUGUUACCUGAUUACUGUCACAGAUAUGUUAUCAGAUCAGCAUGCAUUUGUAUGUGAGAAGGAACAGCACUCAAAGGAAACCCUCGUAAAUUCUGGUAAAACAUGCAAGGGCGGAGUGGGAGCUGGAAUCACUGCAGUGGGAUGAAACAUUGGACUGUCCACUGCGAUACCAAAGUUGCUAAAUUUAGAUGGGUUCAUAGGAGAGGAAGUUAAAAUGAACAUCUUCACAUUAAUACCCUGGAGAUAGCAAGGGGCGGGGGUGUUAUUAUUUUUAUUCCAUUUCUACUCAACAUGCAUAAGUAUCUUCUGCAAACUCUGAGCAGACAGUGAGUGAUAAAGAGCUCAGAGCAGCUGGAGCAGCAGAGAUGGGAGCUGGAGACGCUCUGAACUUCUGGGGACUGGUUGUGAUCGUCUUACCUGGGGUGAUGACUGGUGAAUGGGCUGUACGGUAUCCUGAGAAAGCAGUCUGUGCUAUGAGAGGAUCUACUGUGGUCAUUUCCUGUGAAUAUCAUUAUCCACAGUCAUUCAGAGUGGAGACAGUCAUGUGGUGUCAUAAUACGUGUACACACUAUUCAUAUAUCUGUCACAGUAAUAAUGAAAACAUUACUGCUCAGUACGCAGGCAGAGCAGAGUGUUUGGGGGACAAAGUGAAGAACGGUACAUUACAAAUAAAGGACAUUAAAGGCACAGAUGCAGGAGAGUAUAGAUUCAGGUUUACAACUAAUGAAACAACUGGAAAAUGGAGUGGUCAUCCUGGAGUUACUCUUAAAGUCAAUGAUGCUGCAUGGACUAUAGAUUAUCCAGAGAAAAGCCUGUGUGCAGUGAGAGGAUCGACUGUGGUCAUUCAAUGCCAGUAUAAUUAUCCAAAGUCAUACCAAGAGGAUUCGAUGAUGUGGAGUCAUAAUACUGAGGACUGUGCUGGAAAAUCACAUGUCUAUAACAGCAAUCAUAUACACAUUAGUGCCCAGUAUGCAGACAGAGCAAAGAUCUUGGGAAAUAAAGAGAAGAACUGUACAUUAAUGAUAAACAACAUUACAGAGAGUGAUGCUGGAGUGUACCGAUUCAGCUUUACAGCUAAUGGGUGUGAACAGUGUGGUCAGCCUGGAGUAGCUCUGCACGUUUUUGAAUUAAAGGUAGUGAUGACAUCUUCUAGAGGAUAUGGGAUAUUGACAGAAGGAGAUUCUGUGACUCUGACAUGUGGCACAGAGAACUGCUUUCUCAACCAAUCAGAAUUCACAUGGUUUAAGGACAAUCAGUCAAUCACAGGCACACAGUCCACACUUAACUUCAAUCCUGUCUCCUUCAAUCACUCUGGAAAGUAUUCCUGUGCAUUAAAAGGAUACAGAGGGACUGAGUCUAAUACCAUCCUACUUCACAUACAAUCUAAAGGUUAUCCAAUAACAGUAAUGGUACUGCUGCUGGGAAUACUACUGGCUGUUUUAGCUAUAAUAAUAUUCAUAAUCAGAAGGAAGAGAGAUUCAUUGAAUGUGGCGAUUGACAGAGGGGAUGAAACACAAAUUCCAAGAGAUAACGAGUAUACAAAUAUUACAGACUUUGUUUUUCAGACCAAGAGCCAGAGACAGGAAGUGUCAUCUCAGGUGGAGGACGUCUGUUAUGCUUCUGUGCAGUUUAACACCAAACAGCCAGGCAGGCAGUGUGAUGUCAGUAAACUGAAGAACCGCGAUGAUGAAGUUGUAUACGCUGCGGUCAGAGAACCAGCCAACUGCAGCUAAACUGGGAGUCAUCCUCACCCUCGGCUCUGCUCCCCUGCUUCUUCCUGAUCGAUCCUCCCUCCCUCCGCGGGGCAGCAGUCCCCUCCAGAGCUGAACACAUGCGUCAGAGGAGCUUCUGAAGCUGCAGUGACCAUAGAGCACUCUGGAGUGGCACUUUGGCUGAGAGUCAUUCUCAGUGAACUGAGGCAGACAAGCUUUCCUUAAACUGCCCCUGGAUGUGUUCCGGAAAGUGAUUUCUUUUAGAGAAUGACUCACAAGAUAAUGAACAUCAUAAGUAAAGAAUGGGUGAGGUCUAUGUGCGUUUCCAAAGUAGUAUUUUGUUGGCUCCUCUCCAGCCUCCACGUGAGAAAAGCACAGCCUGUUGAUAACAGGAACAUCAAUCCCACGUAUUUCAAAGGUGAAAUGUGGUAUGAUUGUUACACCAGAUGCAUGCUAAUGUAAAAAAAAAUGUAAACUAAUUAGAAAAUGCAUGUAAACAUACAAAUGCAAUCAUAAUUAAGGGCAACAUAAACUGAGGUAUUUGUUGAAAAUAUAAAAAUAGAAUCAAAAUGUGAUGUUGCUUCCCUGUAAAAAAAAUGUGCAAUGACAAGCAGCAGUAGAAAAAGUAAAUGACAGUUCUCAAAAGAAGCCUUAAAACAACUUAUUGAGGAGGUGGUCAAAAAUAUAUUUGAAUAAAGUAAUUACUGGAAUGUUGUGCAGCAUAUUUCACAUAACAAGAACAGCACAGCUGCAUUUAGGGGAAAAUCUUAGAGCUUCCAAGGACUUGUGUAGGCACUAGAAUCUCAUCUCUCUCAUAACACAUUCUACAGCAGUGUGUGUUCUUUAGUGCAAUGAACACACCCAGAUCAGAAGGCUAGCUAGCAAGGCUAGCUUUAUUGCAGCAGUGAGACAGACAAGCAAGUAAGAGCAGGCAGAAUCAUAGUCGUGUGUGAGGAGGGCCAGGACCAUGAAGGAAGGAACACGGCAACCAAAGAUGAAGUCAGAAUACAGAGUCGUCGUCAAUAGUGUGGGACCAAAUUUUCAGCAUCCUGGGAGAUCAGAUGGAUCCGUGGAUGCAGAUGGGGCACACGAGGAGACCAUCAGAUGGACGAGGUUGGAGAGGAAGGGCUAGAUGGGGUUUGGGCAGGACGAGCGUGAAGAUCGGGCAGGACGAGCGUGAAGAUCGGGCAGGACGAGCGUGAAGAUCGGGCAGGACGAGCGUGAAGAUCGGGCAGGACGAGCGUGAAGAUCGGGCAGGACGAGCGUGAAGAUCGGGCAGGACGAGCGUGAAGAUCGGGCAGGACGAGCGUGAAGAUCGGGCAGGACGAGCGUGAAGAUCGGGCAGGACGAGCGUGAAGAUCGGGCAGGACGAGCGUGAAGAUCGGGCAGGACGAGCGUUAAAACAUUCAGUUUGCCUCAUUAACAACUGGACAAUACCUCACACUGAGCAGGGGCUUCUGCCAGGUUUAAGUCUGCUGUGGCUAAUUGGUACUGAUUGGAAGCAGCUUACUUACAUAUUACUUUAGUUCUGAACGGUUUCGGGAAACGCUCGCUAAUUAACAAUCAAUCAAUCUUAAUUGCUAUAUGUUGGAGUGAAAUUAACUACUUUAUCAUUCUGUAUAACCAAAUAUCUGUGUCUCUAUGUUUACCAUGCUUCCUGUCAUGUACUGGAACAAGCUAUUCUUCCUCUUUCCAGCUAGCUAACACCUAUUAGUUUCACAAAUUAUUAAUAAAGAUCGCGAGUUUCAUAAACCAUUGCGAAAUACGGAAAAAAAUGCAUAUGUAAAUUGUUUGUCUCGCACUAUAAAUAAAGGAGCCAAGGGGAACCACUCUUUGUAGCUCGCACUGCAGAGAGUGUGGAUACCCUUGCGCAAGUAAAACUUUAAA